AUGAGAUGGAUUCUUGGUCAUCAGAACAAACAAGUCAGUGCCAUAAAUUGUAGACACUGUCACACCAAGUUCACAGAACAGCAACUGAAAAUUCCCUUUGAUAUCUUUAACCAAAAACCUUAUCUGCUGUAUGCUACCAGAAAAAUUGCUUUGGAUAUCAACCCCAAAGAGUCAAGAAUCCAAAUGCGGUUUCAAAAUCAAAGAGCCAGACACGGAUCCCAGAAAAGACCAAAAUUUAAGGAGGUUUUAGAGUCACACCAAGGGCAAGGAUGAGAUGACCUUCAAGAAGAGCUUCACAGUACAGAAGCCAGCCAGUGUGGUACCAGCUAUAGCUCCUCUCAGUUACACCUGCUCAAAGUAAUUAUGAACAACCCUUUCCCUGGAAAUGACUCCAGAGAACGUGGGGUGCUAGAGUCAAGAGUUCAAAUUUGGCCUCAAAACUGAAGAUGUAUCCAGAGAAAAAGCAAACCUCCUGAGUUCUUAGAACAGGACCAGGGACAAGAUCACCAGCUUUCGCCAGCAAUUCCAGUGCUCCAAUCUGGCAGACACAGAGACAAAGUUGGCGUGUUUAGUAUCAGCAGCCCAGGCCAGGCCGGAGACCUCUCACAGCCUCUGAGAGUUCAUCUUUCUACUGCAAUGCCAGCUAAGCUUUCUGGAGGAGACACAAGAUGA
This is a messenger RNA of Fukomys damarensis (Damara mole-rat), 672 nucleotides long. RefSeq names its product double homeobox A (gene Duxa). Gene Ontology annotation, molecular function: DNA binding. NCBI's taxonomy places the organism in Eukaryota, Metazoa, Chordata, Mammalia, Rodentia, Bathyergidae. The record is from RefSeq and is a predicted model, not a curated record.